CCCCGCAUGCGCGGGCAACCGCUGAGACGCUGUCGAGACUCCUCCGUGCCGCCUUUCCUUCCGCUCUGGUUUUGAAGAAGCUUCUGGGCUCGCCAUGGGGAAGGUGAAUGUGGCCAGGUUGCGUUACAUGAGCCGGGAUGACUUCAGGGUCCUGACCGCGGUUGAAAUGGGCAUGAAGAACCAUGAAAUAGUUCCCUGCAGUUUGAUUGCUUCUAUAGCCAGCCUUAAACAUGGUGGCUGUAAUAAAGUUUUAAGAGAAUUAGCGAAACAUAAACUCAUAGCUUGGGAACAUACUAAAACUGUCCAGGGCUAUCGGUUGACAAAUGCAGGAUAUGAUUACCUAGCUUUGAAAACACUUUCUUCUAGACAAGUAGUUGAAUCUGUUGGAAACCAGAUGGGUGUUGGCAAAGAAUCUGAUAUUUACAUUGUUGCAGAUGAAGAAGGGCAGCAGUUUGCAUUAAAACUUCACAGACUGGGAAGAACCUCCUUUAGAAACUUGAAAAACAAGCGUGAUUACCAUAAACACAGGCAUAACAUGUCUUGGCUUUAUUUAUCUCGUCUCUCUGCCAUGAAAGAAUUUGCCUAUAUGAAGGCAUUGUAUGAGAGGAAAUUUCCAGUUCCAAAGCCAAUUGAUUAUAAUCGCCAUGCAGUGGUGAUGGAACUCAUAAAUGGCUAUCCUCUAUAUCAGAUACAGGAUGUUGAAGAUCCUGCAUCAGUAUACAAUGAAGCUAUGGAACUAAUUGUCAAACUUGCAAAUCAUGGACUGAUUCAUGGGGAUUUCAAUGAAUUCAAUCUCAUUCUGGAUGAAGAUGACCAUAUCACCAUGAUUGAUUUUCCACAAAUGGUUUCAACUUCUCAUCCCAAUGCUGAAUGGUAUUUUGACAGAGAUGUUAAAUGCAUUCGAGAUUUCUUCAUGAAACGUUUCAGUUAUGAAAGUGAGCUUUAUCCAACCUUUAAAGAUACUAGGAGAGAGGACUCUGUUGAUAUAGAGGUUUCUGCCAGUGGCUACACAAAAGAAAUGCAAGCAGAUGAUGAACUGCUUCAUCCAGUAUGUCCAGGUGAUGAAAAUACUAAAAUAACAGAGGAGGGAUCUGAAUUCUCAUUUUCUAGUGAAGAGGUGCCAGAAAAAGCAAAGAUUUCUAGAUCAGAAAAUCAGAGUGAACAAAACUCUGCAAAUGAAUCAGUUGACUGCUGUUGCAGAUCAUCUGGAGACCACGAACAAAUACAGAAAGACGGUGUGUCAGAGGAGAAUACUGAUGCACACAGUUUUGAAGUGACUGAAUUCAGUCAAUGUUUAGAACUAAAAGGACAGGUUGUUGAAAACAGUUCUGAAACUGAGUUUUCUGGGAAGAAAAACAAAACUGAAAGUGACAUCAGUCAAGAUGAUAAGACAGGUCUAGGAGGAAUCACCACGGGCUUUGCAGAGCAUGAAGAUGAAUGCCCUCAUCUGAUUGCUCUGUCAUCAUUAAAGAAAGAAUGCAGACCUUCCAGAAAUGAAGAAAAUGUGGAAGAUGUUAAUCAAUACAGAACAAGAACUUUGAGUGUUACUUCUGCAGGCAGUGUUUUAAGCUGUUCAACAAUUCCUCCAGAAUUGGUGAAACAGAAGGUGAAACGUCAGUUAACAAAACUACAGAAGUCAGUUGUCAGACGUCGAUUGCAGAAAGGAGAAGCUAAUGUAUUUACCAAGCAACGGAGAGAAAACAUGCAAAAUAUUAAAUCAAGCUUAGAAGCAGCUAGCUUUUGGGAAGAGUAAUAUAUUUAAUAUCUUGAAUAUUUUUCAAUAAUUACUAUGAUUGCUUUUUAAGCACCUUUAAUCGUUUUGGGUCAAGGCAAAUAUAUAAAUACAUAAAUAAAGUCAUCUGUAAGUUUGACUUACUCAGUACAUGUCUUCUGUAGAAUAAUUAUAGUAAUUCUGCUAAAGCAAUCCAAUUUUCCAAGUAAUAUAUUAGAUGACUAAUAAAUAUGCUAAAAUCUAUUUUUCAGAAUAAUUUUUAUUAGGAGUUUUUGGGUAUUGGUUUUAAUCUAAAUAUCACUGACUUUGUUGUUUUCUACUCUCUACCAGAAACAGGCUGCUUGAUUUCAAAUCUCAGCUUUUCCACUUAUUAAUUAGUGAAAACAGCCUUAAGCAAGUCAUAUUUGUCUCUCCCUCUUUCUCUCCUUCUCUACCUCAGUUUUCUUACUUUUUAAACUGAAUUUAUAACUACUUUAUAGGGUUUUGAAGAUGAUGUGAGACAAUGCACAGAAAGCACUUAGCAUUUUAUAGGCAUUCAGUGAAGUGUAGCCAUAGAAUAAUUACAAUGUUGUUUAUCUUUCUGAAAUUUUGCUAACAAAUAAAUUUUAUUUAACCACUGGAA
Molecule: messenger RNA, 2354 nt
Organism: Manis pentadactyla (Chinese pangolin)
Lineage: Eukaryota; Metazoa; Chordata; Mammalia; Pholidota; Manidae
Gene: RIOK2
Product: RIO kinase 2
Exons: 10
Coding region: 95-1753 (552 amino acids)
Biological process (GO): protein phosphorylation; maturation of SSU-rRNA
Cellular component (GO): preribosome, small subunit precursor; nucleus; cytosol
Molecular function (GO): ATP binding; protein serine/threonine kinase activity
Source: RefSeq, a predicted model, not a curated record